GCCACCUUACACAAUUCCUAUUCCUCUCCUUACUAGGCCACCACCCAGCAGCAACGCACACACCCUUGCAUUCUUUCUUUAUUAAUAAUAAUUAAUAAUAAUAAUCACUCGAUACAUCACAAACCAACACCGUCUUCAGUAGUAGCAUAUCAUCCGUUUCAAAUCUUCGAUUCCAUCGCUCUCUCUCUGCCGAACAUGGCGCCGCCAGCGGCAGUAGUUGAAGGCGGAGGUGCAGAUGCAGCACCACAAGGUAGACAACAACCUGGCGGAGGAGGGUUUAGCUUCACCGGUAUCAUUCGCAUGGUUGUUUUCUGGUAUUUCGCUUCCAAAUUCUUCUCUCCCUCCAAAAAGCCUACCGAACCUUCCGCUCUCAUCUCCAACCUCUUCCACAAAGCCCAGCCUAUGGAUAUGUGGGUUUAUCUUUCUGAAAAUGAGAAAUUCAACGACUUUGGUAGUGAAAAUUCUCUUGUAUGGCACGAAACCAAUAUUCCAUAUGCUGUUUGGGGACCUGAGAGUACCAGGUCUCUUACUUUGAAUUAUCCCCCGACUGAGUCUCUGAAGCACAAUGGGAGUCUAUAUGCUCAUGUUUUCUUUGCACAAUCUGGAUAUUCGCCCGACCCUAGUGAUCCGGAAUACCAGCCUCAGGCAGCAUUUGGAAGGACACAUCCUGUUGUCAUAUACUUGCCAAAGUCAAAAGCAGAUAAAAGGAAGAGUCUGUUGGGAGGCCAACCCGAUUCAAGUGAGGAUCAAGUGACAUCCGAGGUCGUUGAUGAUACUGAAGAUGAUUCUAAAGAUGAUGGUCCUGAGGAGUGGCGUUCAUAUUGGAAACCAAAUAUAACAAUUAACUUGGUUGCUGACUUCACUCAGUACCCAAAAACAGGCAUACCACCUAAUAUCGCUCCACACUUGAACAUUGAUCCUAUCACUGGGAACUACUAUCCAACUAUUUUCUUCAAUGAGUUCUGGUUGCUGCGGGAUAAAUUGAUAACUUUAAAUGAGACAGUAACUGAGUUAUUACUUAAUCUGGAAGUUGGUCCCAUUAGCAUGACGAAAUGGCAAUUAUUCCAGCAAAUUGACCAGUCAUUCCAGAUUCACCGUAAUUAUGGAAGCAUGCUUGAAGGCGAGGCUGAUGAACUUAAGAGGGUAUUCUUGGAAGGAAAUCCUUACCUCCUAGGAGUUACCAUGAUUGUUUCUCUUCUUCAUUCAGUAUUUGACUUUUUGGCUUUUAAGAAUGACAUUCAAUUUUGGAACAAAAAUAAGUCUAUGGAAGGACUCUCUGCAAAGACUGUUGUUGUGAGCUUUAUUUGUCAGCUUAUCAUAUUCCUCUAUUUGCUUGACAACGACACUUCUUGGAUGAUUCUUUUGAGCUCUGGAACUGGUUUGGUUAUCGAGUUCUGGAAAAUUGGAAAAGCCAUGCACAUAGAGAUUGAUAGGUCAGGGAGGAUACCUAUGUUGAGGUUCCGAGAUCGAGAGUCAUAUGCAGGGAAUAAGACAAAAGAGUACGAUGAUAUUGCAAUGAAGUUUUUAACCUAUGUUCUAUUUCUCCUUGCCGCUGGCUUCGCUGUUUACUCUCUAAUGUAUGAGCGUCACAAGAGCUGGUAUUCUUGGAUUCUGUCUUCACUCACAAGUUGUGUAUACAUGUUUGGCUUUAUUAUGAUGUGCCCUCAACUGUUUAUCAACUACAAGCUCAAAUCUGUUGCUCACCUACCUUGGAGGCAGAUGACUUACAAGUUUCUCAACACCAUUAUUGACGAUCUUUUUGCCUUUGUCAUCAAAAUGCCAACACUACACCGGCUUUCUGUCUUCCGUGAUGAUCUUAUCUUUCUAAUAUAUGUAUACCAAAGGUGGAUUUAUCCAGUGGAUAAGAAGCGUGUAAAUGAAUUUGGUUUUGGAGGUGAGGAUGAUCAGGCCGUGGUUUCUGCAGAGUCGGAUGCUGCAAAGGAAGAAGAGAAGAAAACCAAUUGAUUUGGUUUUCUCUCAAACGCUUGAGGGAGUUGAUACUAAAUACAAUGAGGAUUAAUUUGUGUUUACUCUCUCUUUGAGAUAUACAUUUGCUGUUAGGUUUUUGUUUGAAGAAAUCUUGACCUUAAUCUCCUGGAAGUUUUACUAGGACAGAAAGAUGAAGGGUAUCUGGCUACUACACGGCAGUCGGUGAUGGUCAUACAGCUUUUUAGUUUCCUUGUUUUGUGUAUUAGAAUGCCCUCUCCUUAGUUUUCUUUAUUAUCAAAUAUUUAUGCCUUAUUUUUGGAGUAGGUCACUUUUUCAUUGAUUUUUCCUUUUCUAAUGUAUUUUUGACUAAUUUAUCCCUGAUCUUAAAUUAUUUUUAUUGUAAUUUGUGUUCCCCUUUUCUAACAUUUCAGAGUAUACUAAUUUUUAUA
Molecule: messenger RNA, 2378 nt
Organism: Cicer arietinum (chickpea)
Lineage: Eukaryota; Viridiplantae; Streptophyta; Magnoliopsida; Fabales; Fabaceae
Cellular component (GO): membrane; endomembrane system
Source: RefSeq, a predicted model, not a curated record